Messenger RNA from Cherax quadricarinatus, 5105 nucleotides. The record is from RefSeq and is a predicted model, not a curated record. Lineage: Eukaryota; Metazoa; Arthropoda; Malacostraca; Decapoda; Parastacidae.
AUGCGGACACGUUUGCCUUGUAUAUUGACAUCAGAGUUGAUCAACCCAGGACUGCUGGUAGAGGUUGUUCUAGCACCUGAUUGUGGUGAGCUACAGCAACUGGGACUAAAAAAGUUUCCAAAUUCUCAUCAACUCUCUAUCAAUGUCAUCUUUAUAUUCAGCAAAAGUUUAGAGACUACUAUGAACAUUUACAAGGAGCUGCAUAUUGGCAAGUUCUCGUGGGCAAAUGUUUUCAGCUCUCUCUCUGAUCUUCAUAAGAAGGCGAGAUGCAAGACGAGCCUCAACACUGGUGAUAAUCAAUGGAAAAAACCUCUAGGUUCUUUGAAAAGUAAGAAAAAUGAAACCAUGAAAAUGGGUGUGCAAGAAAAGUGCAAGGAAACUCGUAAGAACUUGGUGAAGUUACCAGAGGAAAAUAAAAGGACAAAUGAUAAAAUAUCUAAAAAUGAGUACACUAAAGGUAAACUGGGGAAACAAUCUGACCUAAAUAUGGCUGAAUUUGUUCAAUGUAUUAAAUGUUCGGAGGCAAAAUGUUUGUGCUCUUUAAAGACUGAAGAGAUUCUUGAAUCUUCAGAAAGUGGCAAGAUAGUAAAUUCAUCUGUAAACAAGGCCACGGAGUUGGAUAAAGGGGAUAAGAAGGCUUUGGGAGAAACAGUUACAGAAUGUGGGAAAUCGUUGAAAGGAAGGAAAGGGAAUCAACCUAGCAAACUUCAUAAGAUCAGUAUCUUGGAUACAGAAAAGUUACAUGAAGUGUUUUGUUCAAAAGACAUAUGCAAGCCAGACAUUAUUAAGCCUAGUAUGCUGAAAAAGAAGGAACUUGAAAAUAGCUUGAAAAGAACCUCUUCACAGUGUAGCAGUAAAGAAUCAAAUAAAUUAAAAGAUGUCAUCCCUGGCCUUGUGAUGUCAUCUGAAACAAGGAAGCCUAAUAGGAAAGAUGUGAAAAAUUCCAAGGUGUUAAGUACAUUCCCAAAGCAUCAUUUACCCUCCAGUGACUUGUUGAAAGACAAGUCAAAAGAUACGAAGAAAUCAUUCAAGUGGACUAUUAAAAAUUUUACAAAAAAAAAUCCAUUAAUGAGGGGGUGCAAAAUUAAGAAAAGGAAACCUUUAAAUAGAGAGAAACUGGUGGAAGGUGGAACAUGUAAAGAGAAUAAGGAGACUGGUUGUUUGAAAGAUGAAAAGAUUUGUAAGAACUCAGAGCUAAUUGAAGAAGACAAGAGUUUGAUUGAAUCAGAAGAAAUCUCCAAAUCUCUAGUGCUUCUUCCUGUAAGAGAGGGAGAACUAGAAGAGACCAAUAUUAAUGAGAAAACUAGCAAGCUGUCUAAGUCAUUCAGUUUGAGUCAUACUGGAAAAGAAUUUAGCACAUCCUACAAUGCGAGUAAAGAUAAUGUAUGUAGUAAAACAGGAUUGAGUAAUUAUCAGCAUUUACUUGAAACUUCAGAAUUUAAGAGAAAGAUUGAUGACAAAGCAGCAGAGGAAUUUUGUGCCCCAAGGAAGAAAGUAAAAUUAAGUGACAGAGAUAUAAAACAGUCAGACACAGUCACCAUUUCUAAGAUAUGUGAUUCACAAGAAAAUACAUUUAAUUCAGUGAAUCCAAUAGAUGCAAGUUUAGGACUUAAAAAAACAGAAAAUACAAAUGAUGGCUUUCAUAGUCCCAGAAUGGAAGUUCGAGUAAAUAAUAAUACUGAUAUUAAAGAAAUGAAAGAUACACAAAAUUUUAUUUUUUCAGGUAAUGAGAGAGACAGAGUAGAGGAAGUGAGAAAGCCUCACCAAAAUAUAAAUCCUCCCCAACCCUCUUGCCCACUACAGAUAAAAAAACUUGAAUUGAAGUCUGCACAUAUUGGUGAUAAGAGACAUCAGAGAAUAUGUAAAGAAAAAGAAAUAAAAUCACCUUUACCUGAGUUUGAAUGUAUCACUGCUGACAGUGUGCUAGAUGGUUUGGAGAAAGGAUCAAGCUGUGUUACUCAAGAUAAUAAAGAAAAACUAAAAUUGGAAGCAAAUGGAAAGGUUGCAUUAUACAGUUUAAAAGACAGCCUUGCUGUUUCUGACGACUGUAUACCAGGCACAGUACAAAUUCUGAUAGACAAAGAUCUAAAAGCAAUUGUAGAUCAUCCAGUUGAUCUUUGUUGCCUUAAUCUAAAGCCAUCUAAUCUAGAAUAUCCAAAUAAUGAAAGUUCCCAACAGCAAAAAGCUAAACCUGAAAUUAUGGGAACUGAAGUUGAUAUGCUUUCACUUAAUUUGUCUUCCUCAAAUGUAGAGAAGCAAAGCUUACUUGAUGUGUGUAAUGAAACAGUGAUAGUUGAUGAAAGUACUAUUAAUGCUUCAAAAACUGCCAAAUUAUCCUCCAAUGAUAUAGUGACCUCUUCGGAUAUGAGCAAGAAAGUGUCAAUGUGUAACUCUGAGCAGUCCCUGGCUGUUAAGCUACCCUUGUCAUCUAUGUCUGUGGCAGUAGUCACAAAUGAAUUGCUUGCUGAUGGUAGCAAGCUCAGUUUAGUUGAAAAGUCAACUCUUCCUCCAGAUAAAUCAAUACCAGGACCACUUACAGUGUGCCACCCUCCAGGACAUUCCCAGAAGCCAGGAACUUGUAUGUUUUCACCUAGCAAUUUACAGUGUCUUUCAGAGGGAUCUCUUGAUAAAGAAAAACCCUCUUGUGCAGAUAAAUUGUAUGAUAGCAAAUUCAGAUGUCAUAAUAAAUUUAAAAAUGAGGAUAAAUUUAAAAUAAGUAAUUUAAAUUGUGUACUAGUAAAUUCAGACAAUUCUAGUGUUCCUUCAAUAUCAAAAGUGCAAAAGACUAGAGUAAGUGAUGAUGCAUCUUGUAUAAAGUCAAUAAAUGUACAUAAUUCUCCAAAGUUUAAUGAUAAAGAGAAUGUUAGUCCCUCACAGAUUACAAAAUUUUCAAAAGUUGAAUGUGUGCAGCUAAACCCACUUGAAAAUCAAAAGGAAAAUGCAAAACAAAUAAUUCCAGAUCUAAACAAUAGUUCAGCUUCUCAAGGAUUUCGGAGGAUACAGAAAAAAGCUCGUGUAGAUAUCACACCACAUGCAAAUGUCACUGAAGUGUUUAAAAAUACAGAUGCUUCAAGUUGUAUUGCAUUGCAAUGCAGUGCACAUAAUGAAUUUGGAGAGAGUAAAAGUGGUCACUCACACUGUUUAGAAUUUGAUGUCAAUCCUUGCCAUAGGCAAUCAAGUUCAAAUUUGGAAUCAUUCUGUAAAGGGAUGAAAAAUAAAAUACAGUCAUACAGUAAUUGUUUAGCAAGUAAUGAUGUUGAAUCCCCUCUUCAUGGUGGAAUAAAGACUUUAGCAAACUUUAUUAGGAAACCAUUACAUAUGGAUCAAAAUGUAAGAUGGAAAUAUUGUGUUGAAAACAAUGCUAGUAAUGGAGGUCAGCAGCUGGGAUUUGCUCAUUUAGAUAAGCAACUCAGAGCACUAAUUGUUCAACAACUCAUAGAGCUACAUGAACCACGUAAAACCAAAAAUUCAAAAUCUCUUUCCCAUAGUCUGAGUGCAGAGAAGUCUUGCUUGAAGUCUCAGAUACUUCAAAACCUUCAGAUGUCAGGCCACAGUAGCAGUAAGCAUGACUAUUAUGAGGAAAAUCAUGGAAGUGAAAAUACACUAAAAUAUAAUGAAUUGAAAACUAAUACCAAACCUUCAAUAGUGAAAAGCUCCAUGUCUUCUAAUGUAGCAGUGGUAAGAGGUUGUCAGCUGCCAGUCCAAUUCUGCCCUCAAAGAACAUCAUCUCCAAAAACUGAGGGUGAAAGCUUGUACACCUGGAAAGGUAGUUCUUCUCUUGAGUCAUCAGAGGUAUUACAAGAGCCAAAGUAUAUCCACCUUCUUGGUGCAGAUCAACAGGAAGUUGUCAAACUGAAGUGUUUGUUAGUAAAUCAUGAGAAGUCUUAUUCUGGCCUUAAGGGUGUAGAGUUAUCUGGGGGUCACAUAUAUGUGCGACCAUCAGGUCUGCAUCACCUGCUUACUCAUCCGUCUCUGGCAAAGCUCUCAACAUUGCCAAAUGUCCAUUUUGGUGUGUACAACUCUCUUUUGACUAUCCUGAAUGACGAUGCUGCUCUUAUACUCAAGUCCAAGUGGCUGCUGCUUAUACAUCACACAGCCAUGUUGGAAGAAUCUUUAGACAAAAUACUUGAGGAAGUACUGAAAGACAGAGACAUGAAUGCCUCUAACUACCACCAACUGUUUGUGCCCAGCCUCACUCUCCAGACCUGUGCUCAUGUGUUAUCAGGCAUUAAAAAAAUUUCCAAAAAGGAGCAGGAGUUGAGUAAUAUUCUUCAGAGGAACAUGCUGAAACUUUGGAAAUGUGUUGUUGUUGGUGCUGCUCAGGUUAUUGGAGGAGAUGGUGGUUUUGCUACUUUAAGUCCAGAGUCUACUACCUCAGAUUUCGUACAGUGUCUGAAAGUCUUACACCGUGACUUGAAAUUUGUUCAUCGUCACACUACUGUUCUUGUUGGCAGCAGCAUGUUGAAGUGUGAGGCUACUACUGAGACUUUCUACACUCUGACCACUGUCCACGAGGCAACUAAAUCCAUUGUUGUUAAUGAGUAGCACAGUAAGCAAUUUUCAUAAUACAUAACUUAAAUGGUGGAAUAUGCAAGAUAAACGCAGGAGUAGAUUACGAAAUUUGCGAAACUAAGUCAUUUUUGUACUAAUUCACACAAGGUGAAUGUUGCAUGGAAAUAUCCUGCUUCCCUUAACAAGACCUAAGCACAGCAUACAUACUUUUAAGCUAAAUGACACAUGGGCGAAGUACACCUUUUGUUUAAUGUUAUUUUGCUGUUGGUGGAACUUGGACAAAGCUCCUUAGAGUAAAGCUUCAUGAAGUAAUUGUUUUACUGUGUCUUUGUCACUGUGUUGGUCUGCAAGUUGCAUACAUGUGUCCCUCCAGUUGCAUACAUAUGCUCCUUGAGUUGCACACGUGUUUUUAAAAAUCUUGCUAGUUACAAGCAUAGGAAAAAUAUCUUAAUUUUCUCGUAAAUUUUAAAACCAAUGAAAAUUGAGAAUGUUUGUUGCUGGGUUUUGAAGUGUUUGUUUGUCUAAGUGUGUCAUGUAUGAGUGUCUGUGUAUCAGUACAAGUGUCUGUGUAUCAGUAUGAUGUUCAAUGUAUC